UAUGUAUAUAGUCAUGAGAAUUUAGAUUGAGAAGUAAAGAAAGCAAAAGAAACGAAACCGAAUAUAUGGCAAUGAGAAUGGUAAAGAGUGAAGACAACCUCGGGAAAACUCAUGCGAGAAAGCGAAGGAGAAGAGAUGCCGUUAUCAGCUAUGGUGAUGACGGUCAAGAGACGGAAAACCGACAAGCGGGUCCCGCGUCGGUGGGACCCACAACUGUAAAAAGAAGUUCCAAGUUUCGUGGUGUGAGCAAGCACAGAUGGACAGGCAGAUACGAAGCACACUUGUGGGAUAAACUAACUUGGAAUAUUACUCAGAAGAAAAAGGGUAAACAAGUUUAUCUUGGGGCUUAUGACGACGAGGAAGCUGCAGCACGAGCAUACGAUUUAGCAGCACUUAAGUAUUGGGGAAAUUCAACUUUCACUAAUUUUCCUGUAUGAUUAUUUCCCUGUCGAAACAACGAUCUUCGUAACUAUCU
This is a messenger RNA of Erythranthe guttata (spotted monkey flower), 475 nucleotides long. The record is from RefSeq and is a predicted model, not a curated record. NCBI's taxonomy places the organism in Eukaryota, Viridiplantae, Streptophyta, Magnoliopsida, Lamiales, Phrymaceae.